UGAGUGGCCUUGCUUUUGCUUCUGCUUAGUUUUUCAUGUUUGGUGUCUGAAAAUAUUGGGCAAAUGGGGUUGUGAGGAAGAAAGCAGAAAAAUGUGCAGAAAAAUGACCUGUUUGUGAAGACCGAAUAAUAUUCCUUCUCUUUAUAUGGCAGUAUUUAUGAGGUGGUUUUAAAUGAGACAGUGUGAGGCAAUUAAAAUCAGGAGGAAUUCUUUCUGCAGCCACUUGAGAUGCUGCAGGUACAUCCAGGGUGAAUUACAGUGCUCAAAGUCAUCCCUGGUGUGACGUGUGAGGGACUGAGUGACUUUGAGAGCAGGGAGGAGUGGAUUCCCCACUGUGGGAAGGGGUGGGUCCCAGCUGAGAUGUCGUGUUGGAUUUCAGGCUGAGUGUUUUGGUCUUAGAUUUCAUCCCAAGCUUCGCUGCAGUCUCCCGUCACAUGGAGAGCCCGGGAAGCUUUUUUAAGGUCGUGUUGAUCAUGGACAGUGAAGAAAUCCCUACUUUUUCGAGUCCAAAGGAGGAAACUGCAUAUUGGAAAGAGCUUUCCUUGAAGUACAAACAAAGCUUCCAGGAGGCUCGUGAAGAGCUGGCUGAAUUCCAGGAGGGAAGCAGGGAAUUAGAAGCUGAGUUGGAGGCACAGCUAGUGCAAGCUGAGCAGAGGAACAGAGAUUUGCAAGCAGAUAACCAAAGACUGAAAUAUGAAGUGGAAACAUUAAAGGAGAAGCUGGAGCACCAGUAUGCCCAGAGUUACAAGCAGGUGUCAUUGCUGGAGGAUGACCUGAGCCAGACAAGAGCCAUCAAAGAUCAGCUGCACAAAUAUGUGAGGGAGCUGGAACAGGCCAAUGAUGACCUGGAACGUGCAAAGAGGGCAACAAUAGUUUCAUUGGAAGACUUUGAACAAAGGCUGAACCAAGCUAUUGAGAGAAAUGCAUUUUUAGAAAGCGAACUGGAUGACAAGGAGUCAUUGCUGGUCUCUGUACAGAGAUUAAAGGAUGAAGCAAGAGACCUGCGGCAGGAGCUGGCUGUGAGGGAACGGCAGCAGGAGGUGACCCGGAAAUCAGCACCCAGCUCUCCCACUCUGGACUGUGAGAAGAUGGAUUCAGCUGUCCAGGCCUCUCUCUCCUUGCCAGCUACACCCGUUGGAAAAGGAUCAGAAAAUAGUUUUCCUUCCCCAAAAGCUAUACCAAAUGGGUUUGGUACCAGCCCACUGACUCCUUCAGCUCGAAUAUCUGCACUCAACAUUGUGGGGGAUCUGCUACGGAAAGUGGGGGCCUUAGAAUCCAAACUAGCUGCUUGCAGGAAUUUUGCGAAGGACCAGGCAUCACGGAAAUCCUACAUUUCAGGGAACAUCAACAGCGCCGUGAUGAGCAGCAACGGCACAAAGUACCCACACCCAGGGCACACCUCCUUCUUCGACAAGGGGCGUGAGAAGGUCAUAUUCCCCACCUUGGUCAUGGGGCAGUGAACGGCUUUGACCAAGGCCCCCCGGGCCUGGGGGGCUCCCGACCGUCCUCGGCGCCGGGAAUGCUCCCCCUGAGCGUAUGAGCCGCGGGAGUUUGGACUUGGAUGCUUUUCUCAGCCCACCUCGAGAAGAACUGCUCCCGAUUCCUCCCCAUUCCCACCCACCCCGCUGGAACAUGGCCCUGAGAGGAGACCCCGAGCCCACGGCCCUCCAUGUCCUGUCAAUACAGUUUGUUUUCUGCUGUCGCUGUAGUGGACGUUCUCUGCCCCGGCCCCACGGGCUGCCACCUUCUGCUGUGCUUGGGGACACCGAGUCCUGCUCUGCCUGGGGGACAGGCCCAGCCUCGCCCUCUUGGCUCUCCCUCUCCUCUCACUUAGGUCUGGCAGAGCCGGGGCCGCUGCUCUCCCGGCCCCCCCGUCCCCUCCCAGCCCUGCUGCUCUCAGACCUCGUGGAAGUGCCCCGGGGGAGGCCAGCGCUGCUCUUGGGAGCCGGCCCCAGCUCCUGGCCCAGGACAGGGUGAGCAGCUCCAUCCCCUCUGCCCUGGGGGGUCACAGCCCAGCCCGGCUGAGCUGCCCUCGCUGCCCUGGGGCAGUGCUGUGUGCAGGGGCUGUGCCCCCAGGGCUGCCCCACAGCUCCCCAGCCCUGCUGGACUCGGCCUCCGUCCCUCACCCCACACACAGCAGCCCCAUGGGAGCUUUAGGAAGCUGCUGCUCCCCCUGGCCCCAAGAACCCCCUGCCCAUCACCCCCCUGCUGUAGGACUGGAUUGUGCAGCCUCACCUGCGGGCUUCUGUGACACUUUGGGGCGACUGAACCUUGUGGGUCUUUCAAGCAACACAUCUGUGUGGUUUCUCUGUCCAUGUGCCUCAGAGUCAGUGGAUUUUUAGACUGAACCAGCAAAUGGAGCCAGGGUUGGAGCUGAGGGUUCAGCAAUCGUCGUUCAGGGGCUCUGCAGCUCCCAGGUGGUUGAGUUACAAAUGCUGAGAAAAAAAACCCCACUGGCCCAGCAGUGGAGGUGGGAUUGUCCCUUUGCCAUUAGGGUUUGUAAGGUCCUUCCUUCCUGUGCAUCCUCUGCUGCAUUUGACUGUUUACAUUUGUUUUAUUGUACAUAGAUUUGUAAACAUAAUACCUUUGCCUGAGGUCUUUGUACAUAACUUGGGCUUUGUAGCUUUAUUUAUUCAGCCUCUCUCUGGCAUGUUUCCAUAGGAUGUACCGUUCCACCCUGGUGCCACUGACAUGAUGUGGUUUCAAAAGAAUGAAAACAAAUGAGAGCAAUCUUCCAAAAAUAAAGUUCUUUUAAUGUGGAAUCAGUGGAUUUUGCAGAA
Messenger RNA from Poecile atricapillus (Black-capped chickadee), 2780 nucleotides. RefSeq names its product nudE neurodevelopment protein 1 like 1 (gene NDEL1). Gene Ontology annotation, cellular component: kinetochore; kinesin complex; centrosome. Gene Ontology annotation, biological process: chromosome segregation; centrosome localization; vesicle transport along microtubule. NCBI's taxonomy places the organism in Eukaryota, Metazoa, Chordata, Aves, Passeriformes, Paridae. Gene Ontology annotation, molecular function: microtubule binding. The record is from RefSeq and is a predicted model, not a curated record. The coding region runs from base 435 to 1460 and encodes 341 amino acids. The transcript has 10 exons.